UUCAACAUUCCAAACAGUCAAAUAUUUCUCGAAGGUUGUUUAAGGAUGCCUGGAAAGAAGUGAAAGGUUUUGAUGACCAUUUUGGGAUAGAAAAACAGAUGAUGGCUUCAAUUAAAGGAAUGCAGCUGCUCAAAUUACCUGAAUUGGUAAAGGAAAAUGCUCCACCUAAUGCCAGUUCAAAUUCUGCAAUCCUAAAAGCACCAUCUGCUAAACCCUUUCAAUUGUUAUCAGCCCAGAUAAAACCUCCUAAUGACAUGAGCCCAAAACUUAUAAUUAUCCCAGGGGUUUCUAAGACUACACCUCAUAGCAUUCCCCUGCUAAAAAUGCCCCAGAAUACAAUUUCUACUUCUAGUCAACAUCCCAAUAGGGAACAUUGUUUCCAUGCAAGAUUGUACCAUUUUCCGUUGUUAAAGAAGCCAGCAGUCAAGGAACAGAUUUCACUGGUUGAAAUUCCAGUCAGAGAUGACAGGGCUCUUGAAAUCCCUCAGUUGAUUCAGAUUCCCGUGAAGCAAGUUAAUGAUAUCAUCUCAACUGGUUCAAAGCAUUUGAAAGAACACCAUACCAAGUUGAAUCUCCCUUACAAUGUCAUCCAAUCAAGAGUAAGGGAGCCAAGCAACAUUGAAAUUGAUGCAUCUCAAAAUAUGGGAAGAAUGCCUGGAAGCAAGCCAUUGAAACGAAAACGGCGUAGAAAAAGGCCUGUUGUUUCUGUGAAAAAUAACGUUUCGCUGUCUUCUUCCAAGCAACUCGAAAAUUUUGCUAGUAGGAAAGAGUCUUGUGUCUCUCAGAGUACACAAACAACUACGGAUGAGCCUAAGAGAACAAAAAACCGACGGAAGAAGAUGAAUUUGAUGGCUUUGUUAGAAGAAGCGGCAUUGUUUGACGCAAGUAGUGCCUCUUCUGGGGAGGAAGAUUUGGCCCUGAAAAUGCUCAAGAACAAGUCUUUUUUGGUUAAAGGUGAUCCUUACAAAGAAUCUAGAGAUGGGCAGUCUCUGUGUCGUGGGAUACCUCAAACAAGCUUAGAGGAACUUUUGCUUCGAAAUUUUGACGAAGGACCCGGUAAUGUACAAGUAACUCCACCACGAUAUCCUUUGAAAGAUAAAAGAGACUCGAUAAUGUUGGAAAAAAGACGUAAAACCGAGUCAAGUACCCAAACAAUCAGUGAUGUUAAUAUUCCAAAAUGUUUAGUAAUUGAUAAGCCAAAGACCUCUGCUGGACUUUCAUGGAAAGAAAUGAUCCUCUUGUCGCAAGGAACGUCUACCAAUGAUCCUUCUCAAAGCAGUGCUGCUUCCUUAAAAGAAAUUGGAGUCCAAGUCUCCGAAUCUGUGCCUGCCAUUGACAAAAUUGAGCAAACAUCACAAACGGAUUUUACGAGUGACAAUGAUGUUGUAAGCACGCUGUUAGAAAAUUUAAAAAAUCAAGGAGCUUUUAAAGAAGAGCAUUUGACUGACGGUAAAAAGAAUGGACGUGAAUUAGAUUUAGCUCAACAGCAAAGAUACCCUUGGCAGUACAUAGCAGAUACAGACUUUUCUGAUGUGGCCAUGGCACAGGAAAAGUUAAUGAAAUCUGUUAAAUCACAGAGGCCGGAUUUAGUUGAAAGAAAAUGGCAAGAGGAAUCUAUGUCACGUGAUUUGGAUCACCAUAAGACUGCUUCACCAACGAAUUCAAAAAACGCAAUAUAUGACAGCUCCAUAAUAGUGCAGUCACGCCCCGUGCACGCACCACCAGAGAUCUUUCUUGGAAUGAAAGUCAAAGAUGAGUGUAUUGAGUUGAGUAGCAUCGACGGCGCAGAGGCUAGUCGCCCAAUUAACAUUGUUGAAAUUUCAAGAAGGUCAUCCCCAAUAAUGAUUGUCAAUGAAGUUGUUGAGAAUGUUAUGAUCAGAGACAUUCCACUCGAGAUGCUUCAGGAAAGUUUUGAUGUUGGUAAAGAGAUUGAUAUUAACAAAGCAUACGUGCAAAAAGAAACUGUAGAAACUCGAUCAGAUGGCCAUCAGAUACCCGAGAGUCUUGUCGUGAAAGACACGAUCUCAGAAGAAAAGGAACAUGUGGUUUUGAAGUCAAAAUUCAUCAAUGACAAAGCAUUUUUAGCAUUUAAAGAUAGAACUUCAGAAGUAGCAGCCCAAGCAAGCAAGCUAAACAGUAUCCUAGCCGUUGGACCAAAGGACAGAAUGCACAGCAAUCUUAAAAAUAUGUCUGUGCAGCUGGAUGCCUUGGAUGAGCUGUACGAGCACUUGCAGAAAGAGCUGAAGGAUUCUGCAAUGCUGAUGCAGACGGUAGAUACACUACAUCAUGGGUUUCUAGAAGAGCCGAGCCUUGCGAAAAGUCUCAGCGCUUGAAGAAGAAAACAUUCCAUCAGGAAUACGUAAUAUUGUGGAAAACCUACCCGCAGAUGCUGUGCAGUCAAGAAAGAGAAAAUUGCGAGCUUACGUGUUGAAGCAGGCUGACAGAAGACGCCCCAUUUGCUGGGCUCGAUACAAAAGAAUCGAUUGCCAGUAGUUAUGAAAGAUGGGGAGAUGCAGAUGGAAAAUGAAGAUGGAUAAAUUCUUCUAUGUAGCCCUUACCUUUAUGUAAAUUAUACUUUCUAUAACGAUGUAUUCCACAAUGGAUUCCCUUCUUAGCAC
This is a messenger RNA of Rhopilema esculentum, 2618 nucleotides long. Lineage: Eukaryota; Metazoa; Cnidaria; Scyphozoa; Rhizostomeae; Rhizostomatidae. The record is from RefSeq and is a predicted model, not a curated record.